AUGAAACCCGCUAGCCACGAGAAUGGAAAUGGAGAUAAAGAAGAUGGUUUACAUCAACCACGGCCGGCACGGUCCUUGCCACCGAGCAAAGGAUUUGUCACUGGGCUUUGCGAUGAUCGGUCCAGCCAUGAGAAGGAGACGCAAAUUCCUUUAGGAGACGGGAUGACAACGACAUCAACUCCCCAAGAAACAUAUAGCACCGUGUCUCUAAAUGAUGAACUCCGGGCCUUGGUGUCAUUAUUGCACAAGCAGAAUCUUCCCCAGAAAGCGUCUUGUACCUCGAUUGCCUUUGCAAACCUCUCCGUCCGUCAGCCAGAAUUAAACAUCGGAACCCAGCCAACCCUUGCAGCUGUUGUUCAAAAGCCGAUCAAGGCUGCACGAGAUUUGUUAAUGCGAAGGCCCCACCCCGAGAGCCUAUUGCUGCAUGGAAUUGACGGAGUUGUCAGGGAGGGCGAAAUGCUGCUGGUGUUAGGUCGGCCGGGCAGUGUCUCCAGCGCCCUCCUCAAGGCCCUGAGUGGACAGAAACAGGGUGAGUUGAUCGUGGGAGGAGAAAUCAAAUACAACGGAGUCGACAUCGAGAAAUUCAAGAGUCGUUUCAAAGGAGAUGCAAUUUAUGUUCCUGAUGUCGAUUUUCACUUUCCCUAUCUUCUUGUUGGCAAUACUUUGGACUUUGCCUGUGAAACCAAAACGCCGAAGGCCAAAGUUGCUGCUCAGUCACGGGCAAAAUUGAUCAGGUCCAUGACAGACGUCUAUGGUGGUCUGCUGGGGGUGCAGCACACCUUCCAGACGAGAGUUGGCAAUGAGUACGUUCAGGGUAUCAGUGGUGGUGAACGCAAGCGGGUAUCGUUGGCUGAAGCUUUCGCAAUGCGAUCAUCGGUCACAAUGUGGGACAAUCCCACUCACGGGCUCGACUCCUCAACGUCGCAAGAAUUCAUCAACACAAUUCGAGCGAUGACCAAAGCUUUCCGACAAACCGCCGUUGUCGCGCUGUAUCAAGGCGGCGAGACUCUGACAAAGGAGUUUGACAAAGUAACCGUGCUGUAUCAAGGCCGCCAAAUCUUCUUUGGGACGGUGCCGGACGCGAAACACCAUUUUGAAAAUAUGGGAUUCGAAUGCUUUCCGCACCAGACAACAGCAGACUUCCUCACCGCCAUCAGCGACCCAACUGCCCGGAAGCCCAGAGCUGGCUGGGAGGCGAAGGUGCCGAGGUCUCCAGAAGACUUUGUCAAGCUUUGGAAACUCAGCCAUCAGUACUCCCAGCUCCAAAGAGAAAUACAGGAAUACAUGAAGGAAUUCCGCCAGUGCAAUCUAGAACUUGCAAAGUAUGAAACCUAUCGUUCAGCGAACAAGUCAAAGCAUCAGCGACAACACAGCAUUUACACCGUCGACAUUAUGACUCAGUUCGCCGCAAAUCUCAGACGUAGCUUUUACCGAUUCGUCGGCGACAAGGCAUUCCUGGGAGCAACGGCUUUUAGCUCUGUCUUCAUGUCCCUAAUUAUGGGAAGUCUCUUUUACAAUGUAACGGACUCAACCUCGGGAUACUUCUCCAAGGGAGGUGCUUUGUUCUUCGCAAUCCUCUUCAAUUCUCUCCAAACCAUUGCCGAGAUUGGCACUUUAUAUUCUCAGAGACCCAUCAUCCAACGCCAAAAUACAUACGCCAUGUACCACCCAUUUCUGGACUCUCUGGCGAGUUUGGUGGUUGAAUAUCCUUACAAGAUUGUCAACGUGACCAUAUUCGACAUUAUCCUUUACUUCUUGGUGGGAUUGAAGCAGGAAGCAAGUGCCUUCUUCAUCUUAUGGCUGACUACAUACUUGUCUACUCUGGUCAUGAGUGCCUGGUUUCGAACAAUAGCUGCCCUCACCAACAGUCCCGAAGCAGCGAUCGGUGCUGCAGGCUUUUUGGUACUGGCAUACGCCAUUUACACCGGAUACACAAUCCCAAAACCAAGCAUGCACCCUUGGUUCAAGUGGAUCAUUUACGUUAACCCACUUUCUUUUGCUUUCGAAACUCUGGUUGCCAACGAGUUUCAUGACACGACAGCACCGUGCGACACCCUAGUUCCCUCCGGCCCGGGGUACAGCAAUGCAUCCGCCACUAACCAAGUCUGCGCCGUGACAGGGUCAAAACCAGGGCAGCGGUUUGUCAAUGGCGAUGACUACAUUGAAAUCUCAUUCGACUAUCACUAUUCCCAUGUGUGGAGAAAUGUGGGCAUUCUGUGUGCAUUCUUAUGCAGUUUUGUUGUUGCACUGACCGUGGCGACGGAAUUCAGAACUGCCUCUUCACGACGUGUUCGAGAACGCCUAUACUACAGAAAGGGACAUGAGCCAGAACAAGUGAGUAGACUUUCUAGGAAAAGGGCAAGGCACAACGAAGACGAAGACGGGGCACAAGUCUCCGAGGAAGUCAUGACAGAGAUCGUAUCACACGUACCCGCAACAACAGAACUUGUUACCUGCGAGAAGGUUCUGACGUGGAAGAAGGUGACUUACGACAUCAUACUCCAAGACGGCUCCCACCGGAGAUUGCUUGAUAACAUCACAGGCUAUGUGAAACCGGGUACCCUCACGGCUUUGAUGGGAGAAUCCGGUGCAGGCAAGACGACGCUGCUCAAGGCUCUCGCUGCACGGCUUCGCGGUGGCAUCCUCGGCGGAGAGUUCCUCGUUAGCGGCGAGCUGCCCGACCGAUCGUUUCACCGGACGACUGGCUAUGUACAGCAGCAAGACGUACAUCUCUCCUCAUCCACAGUACGAGAAGCUCUCCAGUUUUCGGCCAAACUGCGCCAACCCAAGGAAAUAACUCUCUAUGAGAAGCUCGAGUACGUAGAGAAGGUCAUUGAGAUGAUGGAGAUGGAGGAUUUUGCAGAAGCCGUUAUAGGCGUUCCCGGUAGUGGAGGCCUCAACAUCGAACAGAGAAAGCGAGCCACUAUCGCCGUCGAGCUAGUUGCAAAACCGGAGAUAUUACUGUUCUUGGACGAGCCCACAAGCGGUCUUGACUCCUUGGCAGCAUGGUCUAUUGUACGAUUGCUGAGGAAGCUUGCUGACUCUGGACAAGCCAUCCUAUGCACGAUCCACCAGCCCUCAUCAAUGAUAUUUGAGCAUUUCGACCGUCUGCUCUUGCUUGCCAAGGGUGGGAAGCCUGUGUACUUUGGCGAGAUUGGUCAGCACUCCAAAACCGUCCUCCGAUAUUUCGAGGAGAAGAGUGGUCAAUGCUGUCCUCUAGGCGGCAAUCCUGCAGAAUUCAUGCUCGAUGUCAUUGGGGCAGCUUCGAGCCCAAAAUCCGGUCAGGACUGGAACGAGACAUGGAUGAGCUCUGAAGAGUACCGGGACCUGUCCGAAGCGAUGCAUGGCCUACAUGACCAAUAUGUCGACGGCCACGGCCAACAAAUGAACAAGCAUGAGCACUCAAACCACAAGGCUGGCAGCUCUGGCACUGCUUUCGCCGAGCCUUGGACAACUCAGUACCUCGCAGUUCAGUUAAGACUCUUCGUGCAUUAUUGGAGAAUUCCACAAUAUAUCAUGGGCAAGAUCAUGUUGAACGUAGUCGCCGGUCUGUUUCUGGGAUUCACGUUUUACAAAGAAGGUAACUCACCACAGGGUCUACAGAACAAGUUAUUCGCAUCUUUCACAUCAGCCAUUCUAGGCAUGCCAAUCAUGAACCAAUUCCAACCACAAUUUUCGAGUUUGGCGAAACUGUUCACGGAGCGAGAAAAUCCUUCCGGCAUGUACCACUGGAGCGUAUUUGUCCUCUCGAAUCUUCUCACGGAGAUAACCUUUAACAUAUUGGCGGGCACCCUGUUCUUCUUCCCAUGGUACUUCGCGAUCGACUUCUCGAAAGACUGGGUGGGUGGCACCGCAGGAAAAGGGGGAAGAGGGUUUUACAUGUGGCUCCUCCUCAUGACCUACGAAAUGUGGAUUUCCACCUUUGGUGUCGCCAUUGCCUCUCUUGCGCCCAACUCUCAGACGGCAGCCGUUUUGACCACGGUCUUUGCGUCUUUUGUGGUCGCCUUCAAUGGCGUGCUGCAACCGCUUAGCCAGCUUCCCCAAUUCUGGCACUUCAUGUACCACGCUUCACCAUACACGUACCUGAUGAGCGGGUAUAUCUCUAACGUUAUCCACGGUACCCGCAUCAUCUGCGCUUCCCAGGAGAUCAAUGUCUUCCAACCGCCGCUAGGACAGACAUGCAUGGAAUACGCCGGCGCAUUCGUCCAGCAACAGUUUGGCUACCUCUUGAAUCCGGACGCCAUUUCGAACUGCCAAUAUUGUCGGUAUUCAACUGGCGAUCAAUAUCUCGUCACCCGCAACAUGGACUACGGGGAUCGCUGGAGAAAUUUUGGGCUCAUGUGUGUGUACAACACUUUCAACGCCGGAAUAGCCUUCCCACUUUUCUACCUGGCAAAGCUUGCGACGUUCGACACAAGACGACCAAUGCUUUGGAGGCCAAGAUUCAGGAAAUAG
This is a messenger RNA of Cladophialophora psammophila CBS 110553, 4455 nucleotides long. RefSeq lists its product as uncharacterized. Gene Ontology annotation, biological process: transmembrane transport. Gene Ontology annotation, molecular function: ATP hydrolysis activity; ABC-type transporter activity; ATP binding. Gene Ontology annotation, cellular component: membrane. The record is from RefSeq and is a predicted model, not a curated record. The transcript has 4 exons. The coding region runs from base 1 to 4455 and encodes 1484 amino acids. NCBI's taxonomy places the organism in Eukaryota, Fungi, Ascomycota, Eurotiomycetes, Chaetothyriales, Herpotrichiellaceae.